AUAGAAUUAAAGUGUUGAGUCUCUCAAUCUGGCUUGAGUUUUAACUUUAUUGUUUAUGUUUGUGGAAAACCAUUACUUCUGCAAAAGCUACCUCUUGCAAUUGUUCUCUAUUCCAACCCCUGAGUGCGCCAGUAGUACUUACUUAUUCAGUUCAUGCAUGGCUACUCAGCCUCAAGUGAAGCCAAUCCACUUUUUCAGGAUCAUAACCCUUCAAAAUCUGCAUCAAGGAAAGCUUAUGUUCCCAGAAAAGUUUGUGGAGAAAUAUGGAGAAGGUUUAUCAACAAAUACUCUAUUUCUUAGUACACCAAAUGGUGCUGAGUGGAAAUUGAAUUUGGAAAAAUGUGACGGUAAAAUAUGGUUUCAAAAGGGUUGGAAAGAAUUUGCAGAGUAUCACUCUCUAGCUCAUGGCCAUCUUUUGGUUUUUAGAUGCCAAAGAACUUCCCAUUUUCAGCUACGCAUAUUUGAUUGGAGUGCCUUAGAGAUAGAAUAUCCUUCCAAAAGAAUAGAAUGCGAGACAGGCUCCAAUAAUCAAGGAAAUACAUCUACAAAUGUUGGAAAAUUUGAGUAUCACAGACCAGGCCAAAAGAGAAAAGACAACUCCUCAUUGGAAUUUGUUCAACGAUAUCAAUUGAGAAGUCGUAAUUGUCUUAAAGUUGAGAAGACUGAGAUAUUGCCUAAGGAGAUCCUGCAUCAUACUGGCACAAAGUGCAAAGAAAAAUCAAAGGCUACUGCUAACCAAGUUUCUGCUCUUGAUAGAGCAAGUUCUUUCAAACCUUGUAAUCCGUUCUUCUUGGUUGUCAUGCAUCCAUAUAAUGUCGGUUCUCGAUGUCUAUUGACUUUACCACUUAAGUUUUGUAGGAGACACUUUGAUUUGCACAUGAAGCAGGGACUAAUCAACCUUCAGGUGUUAAGUGGGAGAUUUUGGCCUGCAAAGUUCCUGAUCUAUAUACACGAGACAACAACAAAAGUUAGACUAUCAUGGAGGGCAUUUGUGAAGAACAAUAACUUGAAAGUUGGUGAUGUUUGCACCUUUGAACUCAUUGAUAGAACUAAACUAACCUUCUUGGUUCGCAUCUUUAGAGAGACAGGGAAUUCAAAUUGUUCAACAUCUCAAGAAUCUGGUCAAGUGAGAGCAGCUUGUCAAUUACAGAAAAAAGAGAUGAAAAUCAUCACUACUACCAAAUAAUCAUCGCCAACGAGUUGCAAUUCUCUUGAAGUAGGAUUCAGUACCUCUUUGGAAUACUAGCGAAUAUUUGGCAUUUGUAGAGAUUAGCUGAUACCUGAUGUCAUAUGUUCAAGUGUGGAGAUAAUUUUGGAUUUUUGAAUGAGUUUAUUAUCUUUUCUUAAUAUCUGAAAAGUUAGAAGCUACUUGAUUAUUAUUCUGUUGACAUUUUGCUGUAAAAUUUGUCAAGACCGAGACGUUGU
Messenger RNA from Cajanus cajan (pigeon pea), 1425 nucleotides. RefSeq names its product B3 domain-containing transcription factor VRN1. NCBI's taxonomy places the organism in Eukaryota, Viridiplantae, Streptophyta, Magnoliopsida, Fabales, Fabaceae. Gene Ontology annotation, molecular function: DNA binding. The record is from RefSeq and is a predicted model, not a curated record.